UCCCUGCUCUCUUCAGAAUGUAAUAACCCUUUUCAUGCCUCCUAGUUGCAUCUAGCCACAUGUGUGGUAUCAUUGAUCUUAAUAUCCAAAACAAAACAAAACAAAACCACUGGGGGUGGGGUUCUAGCUCACUUGCACCGAGCGACCCCAACAGCUCCGGACAUGGGUGCAGUCAUGGGAAACACACGGCAGACAAGGGACACUCCAGGGAACCAGCGCGCACCAGGGAGACCUCAGAAGGUAUCAGAGAGGAGGCCGAUGAGGCGCUGCUCAAGUUGUUUAAGAGUCUGGCCUUACUCUCUAGCUGCGUGUGUGUGAAUCUGACCCUGAAGAGUCCAGUGAGGGACUGAGAAACCCACCACGGGUGAGAUCACCGCCCAUGGUCAGAUUGGCCACUAGGCGGCGUACACACCGGCUCAGAAGAGCGCGGCAAAGGCUUUGAAAACAGAACCAAUAUUGAAAACACCAUACACAGCAAGUUGGCCAGAUCUUGCAGAUUGAAAUCAGCUAAGUUGAUUGCCUGCUAAAACAGAAAUGGCAACAUUUUACAGGAUUCAAACAAGGCUCAAGAGUCUCAUAAUAUCAUUUCAAAAUGUCCAGGAUACCAUUAUUCAAAUUAUUCAGCAUAUCAAGAACCAGGAAUAUCUUAACUCAAAAAAUAUAUACAAUUGUCAAACUUCAUAAACUUUAUAUAAAAAGUCAGAUUUGCUGUAUGUCAAAAUAUUUUAAUUAUUACAAUGUAAAAAAAUUUUCCUUUCCGGCGGUGACGACCUCCUCACGAGAACAUGCCUCUCGAAAAGGAUCUUCUUCAUCCCUCUCCAGAAGAGAAGUGGAAACGCAAGAAGAAGCGCCUGGUGCAGAGCCCCAGUUCCUAUUUCAUGGAUGUAAAAUGUCCAGGAUGCUACAAAAUCACCACCGUCUUUAGCCAUGCACAAACAGUAGUUUUGUGUGCUGGCAGCUCUACUGUCCUCUGCCAGCCUGCAGGAGGAAAAGCAAGGCUUACAGAAGGAUGCUCUUUCAGACAGAAGCAGCACUAAAAGUACCCUGUAUCAAGAUGAACGGGAAACCAUCCCAUAAACAUGUUUUGGAUAAAAAAUAAAUAAAUAAAUAAAUAAUUUCAAUAAUGUCACUUGCCUAAAAGAAGCUCACAAUCUAGGAUUGGAAAUAGAAUAAAAAAAUGGAUAAUGACAUAACCUUUACCAUGUAUGAUUUUUUUGUUUGUUUUUGUUCAGUCACUAAGUCAUGUCUGA
Molecule: messenger RNA, 1250 nt
Organism: Odocoileus virginianus texanus
Lineage: Eukaryota; Metazoa; Chordata; Mammalia; Artiodactyla; Cervidae
Product: small ribosomal subunit protein eS27-like
Biological process (GO): translation; ribosomal small subunit assembly
Cellular component (GO): ribosome; cytosolic small ribosomal subunit
Molecular function (GO): RNA binding; structural constituent of ribosome
Source: RefSeq, a predicted model, not a curated record